Molecule: messenger RNA, 1350 nt
Organism: Closterium sp. NIES-65
Lineage: Eukaryota; Viridiplantae; Streptophyta; Zygnematophyceae; Desmidiales; Closteriaceae
Source: the annotation of a GenBank genome assembly
AUGGCAACCGGAGCCACGUCAGCAGUGCUGACGGUGCAGCAGCUGAGUGCACGUGCCGCUCGCAUCAUGCGCUCAACGCCGUGGGGACGACUCAUGCGACCCGACGUGCGGUUACCACACGUCCAAGCCUUCACGGGCUUCCUGGAAGCUUCUCACCGCAGCCUGCUACAGUCAAUUGGGAUCCCAUCCUCAGCCAUCUUCCACAGGUGGGAGAGGGGAGGAGAGGGAAGGGGGAGAAGGGGGACAUUACAGCCCAUCUCACCUUUGGGCGGGGCAGCAGUGGCUGCUAUGGAGAGGAUGAGUGACAUCUUGAGAAAUCUCAUCUCACUUUGUGACCUCUGUGCCUCUGCCUGCUUCCCACCCCCACCUUUCCCUUUCACCCUCCCCUCCCUUUCACCACUCAGCUACACCUAUCUGAUGAACAGCUUUGCAGCGCAGCUCACCACUGCGGAGGCAAGGCGGCUCAAGAGGCACCCAGCAGUGGCAGAGGUGGAGAGAGACCGCACAGUGCGAGUGACCUCGGUGCACUCCCCUGAGUUCCUCAAGCUCGACUCGAGCCUGUGGCCGGCGAAUGGUGGGCAGAGCAACGCGGGAGAGGGAGUGAUCAUUGGAGUGAUUGAUUCUGGAAUUUGGCCCGAGCACCCCUCCUUCUCUGACCCGGUGAGUUCUCCGAGUGACUGUGUCGGAGUGGGCUAUGGCUUUGAGAGCGCAUGGCAGAGCAACGCAGGAGAGGGAGUGAUCAUCGGAGUGAUCGACUCGGUGCGUUGGAGAGGCGUGUGCAGUGAAACAGACGACUCUUCAUCUUUUCCCCUCUACUUCUUCCUGCAGGACCCGAACGGAGUGCCUUACUCCGCUGCCCCGGUGCGCUGGAGAGGCGUGUGCACCAAAACAGACGACUUCACAGCGUGCAACGGCAAGGUUGUUGGAUGCUACCGGAGAUGCAGAGGUGCCGCUGGAAACGCAGGUGUGGAGGUGACAACAGGCGGCCGAACCUUCGGCACAGCCUCGGGCAUGGCUCCCCGAGCCAGGCUGGCAGUGUACAAGGCGCUGUGGAUCAUCGGGGAGUACCAAGGGAUUGGGUCCGGUUCUGACCUCAUUGCUGCUGCAGAAAAGGCGGUGGCUGAUGGAGUGGACGUGAUAUCAUGCUCGUGGGGGGGCCUUGCCAUGUACUUCCAAGACCUGCCCUACUUGCGUGGUCUAAAGCACUUUCAGCCUGCUUGGGAAACGGCAGUACCUGGUGUGGUGGACGUCAUAUCAUGCUCGUGGGGUGGUCUUGCCAUGUGCUUCCAAGACCUACCCUACUUGCGAGGACUUAAGGUGCGAAUCAUCUUUGAGAAUUCUCCAAAGUAA